AUCAUAAUCGUAGACAUCGAGUUCAAAAAGCAACUGUGAAUCCAAACAACUUUACUGGUGAAUCAGUUUCUGAGAAUUACACGUAUGACAAAAUCCGGAAUUGCGCGAUAAUACACAAUGAAGCCAUACGCUUUUCAAAUAUAUUGAAAGAAAGCAGUCGAGGCAGUUACUUAAUUCAGGUUGGAUUGAAUAUGUUGGGGAUAAGCGCGACAGCUGUUCAAACAGUGAUAAACUUAGACAGACCGGAAGAAGCAAUACGAAGUGCAGUAUUUUGUGGGGCUUGCCAAUUUCAUUUGCUUUUACUUAGUUUACCUGGCCAGGUGCUUCUGGAUCAUUGUUCUGAUUUAGCAGAUAAUAUUUACAGCUCCAAAUGGUACAAGGCUCCCGUACAGAUUCAAAAAGUACUACACGUGAUGCAAAUAAGAUGCAGAAGGUUUUGUUCAUUGACGGCAGGUGGAUUGUAUGAAAUGAAUAUAGAAAACUUCGGAAUAACCUUCAAAACGUGCAUGUCCUAUAUUACAAUGAUGAUGUCAGUGAAAAAUUAAAUCAGCGCUAUCUGUCGAAUAAAUCGUUCAUACAUCCACUGUGUGUUAUAUAAAGUUUUACCAACUAUAGAAAUAAUAUGAUAGAUAAUUUACAUGUAAUACUGGAUAUACUGGACUACUCAGACGAAUAGAAAUAUAAAACUACACACUUCAGACAACGUGUUAGUAUUUCAAUACAGAAUUCGUACCUAAAUAAUACAUUUGCUACCAUUUCACUGAAUUCUUUCGACACCACUUCAAGAAUAAUUAUACAGAUUUAGGCAGAUAAAAUUGGUAGAAGUAUAAAGAUAACAGUGCUGUUGUUAGAAUAUUCACCUUUUGCAAACAGUGAUAAAUAUGUCGGUGAGGAAU
Molecule: messenger RNA, 896 nt
Organism: Bombus pascuorum
Lineage: Eukaryota; Metazoa; Arthropoda; Insecta; Hymenoptera; Apidae
Exons: 5
Coding region: 192-545 (117 amino acids)
Biological process (GO): sensory perception of smell; detection of chemical stimulus involved in sensory perception of smell
Cellular component (GO): plasma membrane
Molecular function (GO): odorant binding; olfactory receptor activity
Source: RefSeq, a predicted model, not a curated record